This is a messenger RNA of Entrophospora candida, 1320 nucleotides long. Lineage: Eukaryota; Fungi; Glomeromycota; Glomeromycetes; Entrophosporales; Entrophosporaceae. The record is from the annotation of a GenBank genome assembly.
AUGAAGCUUUGCGUCAAUGAAAUAGGUCGUAUUUGGAAACAAAAGGAAACUCAUGGAAAAUCCGCUGUUGUUAAAGCCGACAUCAACAUGAGUCAUAACGAGACGAGUAAGGAUACUAAAAUUCUAGAAAUUGAACCGUCAUCAGACAAUAAUACAACUACAUCAACAUCGACCAAUGAUACUAACACAUCCAACGCUACUACAUUGUUCACUAAUACUGCUUCAACUGUAACUGCUGUUGAAGAAGAUAAUGAUGGACAAGAGGAGAAUGUCGAGGAUUUACAAGAUAAGCUCUAUGAUCAAUUUCAUGAUCAUUUGCAAAUACCAUUAUCAACAUCUUCAACAUCUUCUCCUUCGUCUUCUCCUUCCCCUUUGAAAUCAUCACCAUCAAUAACAUCUGACAGCGAUGAUACAACAAAUGAUUCAUUUAAUAGGAUAUGUAAUGUACUACAAAAUCUAAUAGACGAAGCACAAGUAGCAUUACAUGAACAACAAAAAAAUAGCAAUAUCAAGAUUAUUAAUAGUGAGAAAUGUUGGUUUUGUUUAGAAACCAAUAGUACAAUAGAAUCUUUAAAUUCUAUUACUCCAAAAUCUUCUAGAUGUAACUCAAUAUCUCAAAAAUACAACAGUAACACUAAUUAUAAUAAUAAUAACAGUAACAUCAAUAGUAAUAACUUGAUGGUUCCUUCUUCUUCAAUAUCUAAAGAUCAACAACAACAAAAGAAUUUAAUAAAAAUACAAAAAAAAUAUAAGAAAAUAUUGGAAAAAAAAUCAAAUUAUAAUAAAAGUUGUGAUAAUAUUGAAUUAGAAUUACAAAAAUUAAUCAAUACAGCUUUAUCAACAACUACAACCAACAAUGCGAUUCAUAAUCAACAUAUGAUUAUAGAUAAUAAAGGUGAAGAAGGUGAAUGUGGAGACAACAAAGAUGAUCAAUCAUCAUCACUAUCACAAAGUACAAACAAUCCACUAAUAAAAAAUUUAAUGAAUUUAUCAGCAAUGAUAGGAAUAUUUGUAUUAGGCAUGAAAAGAACAAUUGAUAAUCAAAUUGCUCAUAAUAAAUCAAUGUUAUAUAGGAAAUCGCAUUUAUUAAGAAAUGCUAUCAUAAUAAUAACUACUAGUAGUAGUAAUAGAGGAAGAAGUAUGAGCAGAAGAAUUACAAUUCGUAGGAAGUAUAAUUAUUAUUUAUCAAUUAAAUUAGCAAAAUAUUUUACGAUUUUAUUGGUUGGUUGGUUAUUUGGAAGAAUUGGUAGUGAUAUACGUGUAUUUAUGUUGACAAAAUUUCGUGUUUAUAUUCAUAUCAAGAAGGGUGCCAAUCCCUGA